CACAGUACAAAAUACAAUCGAGCAUUUGAAUGAGCAGUUAUGCAUGCGGGAUGCGGAAAAGGAAGCGCUGAUGAAGCAGAAGGCUGAUGCAGAAUGGCAGCUCGGAGAGCACCAGUACUGGCUCCGGAACGCCAACGAUAGAAUAGCUAGCCUGGAGAACGAAUUAGCGCAUGUGAAAGAAAGUGAUCAACACACGUUACGUGAUUUGCGCUCCGAAAACGAAAGCUUAAUACAAACGUUUGUUGUUUCUUUUUUCAAUUUGAUCUUCUAUGCAUCAAGCGGUACAUCAUUUACGAAUUUGCGCAUCAAAGAGGAAGUUAAGCGGCUCGAAGAUGAACUACAGACGUCACGAAGAUCGAUGGCUGGAAAGCUGGAAGAGCGCAGUGUAUGCCCAAGAUGCAAAGAAGACUCGGAACUGAGCUAUGCGGGAUCUGUUGGUGAGGACAUCAGCGCACUAAGCCGUUCGAUACGUGAAUUACGCCAGGAUCUGAAUCAUCAGGCAAUCAUUGACACGUUAACGAGGCAGUGCAGCGCGAUGGAAUAUGCGCUGGAAGAAGAGAAGCAAGCCCUUAGCGAUGCCUACCAGAGGUAUGUG
Messenger RNA from Gongylonema pulchrum, 595 nucleotides. Lineage: Eukaryota; Metazoa; Nematoda; Chromadorea; Rhabditida; Gongylonematidae. The record is from the annotation of a GenBank genome assembly.